AUGUGUCUCGUUGAAGUCGAGAGAGCACCCAAACCCGUCGCCUCCUGCGCGUGGCCCGUCCAGCCCGGAAUGGUAGUCAAGACGAACUCGCCUCUAGUACACAAAGCCAGAGAAGGUGUUAUGGAAUUCCUACUCGCCAACCAUCCACUUGACUGCCCCAUUUGUGAUCAGGGAGGAGAAUGUGAUCUCCAGGACCAGUCGAUGAGAUAUGGCGCCGACCGAGGAAGAUUCCACGAGGUUGGAGGAAAACGUGCUGUUGAGGAUAAAAAUAUUGGUCCAUUGAUCAAAACAUCCAUGAACAGAUGCAUUCACUGCACACGAUGUGUUCGUUUCGCCAACGAUGUUGCUGGUGCCCCCGAGUUAGGAACCACCGGACGCGGAAACGACAUGCAGAUUGGAACUUACCUCGAGAAGAACUUGGACUCUGAACUGUCCGCAAACGUCAUCGACUUGUGCCCAGUCGGUGCGUUGACCUCAAAGCCAUAUGCAUUCCGCGCCAGACCAUGGGAACUUAAGCACACCGAAACCAUUGACGUUCUCGACGCUCUCGGCUCCAACAUCACGGUUGACACCCGAGGAAUGGAAGUUAUGCGUGUUCAGCCCAGACUAAAUGACGAUGUUAACGAGGAAUGGAUCAACGACAAGACCAGAUUCGCAUGCGAUGGUCUCAAGACCCAGAGACUCACCACCCCUCUUAUCCGUCGGGAUAACAAGUUCGUUCCCGCAACAUGGGAACAAGCCCUGACUGAAAUUGGAAACGCCCACAAAUCUUUGGCCCCCAAGGGCAACGAGUUCAAGGCUAUUGCCGGCCACUUGAUUGAGACCGAAUCUCUCGUUGCCAUGAAGGACCUCGCUAACAAACUUGGAUCUGAAAAUCUUGCUCUUGAUCAAGCAGGUGGCAGCCAGCCUAUCGCACACGGAGUUGAUGUUAGGUCUAACUACCUUUUCAACUCCAAGGUUUAUGGAAUUGAAGAAGCCGACACCAUGCUCUUGGUCGGAACCAACCCCCGUCACGAAGCUGCCGUUCUCAACGCUCGCAUCCGCAAACAGUACCUCCGCUCUAACCUUGAAGUCGGCCUUGUUGGUGAAUCCUUUGAAAGUACCUUCGAAUUUGAACACCUUGGAACCGAUGCCGCAGCCUUGAAGACUACCCUUGCUGGAGCCUUCGGAAAGAAACUUGCUGCCGCAAAGAACCCUAUGAUCAUUGUCGGAAGCGCUGUGGCAGAACACCCCGAUGCCAAAGCCAUAUUUGAGACAAUUGGAUCUUUCGUCGACAAGAACGCCGCUAAAUUCACCACUCCACAAUGGCAAGGUUACAACGUCCUACAGCGCGUAGCAUCUCGAGGCGGUGCCUACGAAGUUGGUUUCACCACUCCAUCCACUGAGGUCGCCAACACCACCCCCAAGAUGGUCUGGCUGCUCGGAGCCGACGAGAUUAGCGAAGCCGAUAUCCCCAAGGGCGCCUUCGUCGUCUACCAAGGCCACCACGGUGAUCGUGGAGCUCAGCUCGCUGACGUCGUCCUCCCCGGUGCCGCAUAUACUGAAAAGACCGGAACCUACGUCAACACCGAAGGCCGCGUUCAAAUGACCCGUGCUGCCACCUCACUUUCCGGAGCAUCCAGAGAGGAUUGGAAGAUCAUCCGAGCAGUCAGCGAGUUCCUAGGUGCCCCAUUGCCUUAUGAUGACGUUGAGAUGUUGAGAGAUCGCAUGGAGGAGAUCAGCCCUGCCCUCCGAAGAUAUGAUAUCGUCGAGCCCUCAUCCCUCGCCUCAUUGAGCAAGGUACAAUUGGUAGACCAGAACCGAGGUAGCAAGGCUACCGGCGCGCCAUUGAAGAAGCCAAUUGAGAACUUCUACCUCACAGACGUUAUUUCCAGAAGCUCACCGACAAUGGCAAGAUGCUCCGCUGCCAAAGAAACUGGAAACCCGGAGACCAACUUCAUGGCUCCCGGCGAAAGCUCCGCUACAGCUCAAGCCAUCCAAGGAUAA
This is a messenger RNA of Arthroderma uncinatum, 1986 nucleotides long. Its product is annotated as NADH-ubiquinone oxidoreductase subunit. Gene Ontology annotation, cellular component: membrane. The transcript is spliced from 2 exons. The coding region runs from base 1 to 1986 and encodes 661 amino acids. The record is from RefSeq and is a predicted model, not a curated record. NCBI's taxonomy places the organism in Eukaryota, Fungi, Ascomycota, Eurotiomycetes, Onygenales, Arthrodermataceae. Gene Ontology annotation, biological process: ATP synthesis coupled electron transport. Gene Ontology annotation, molecular function: NADH dehydrogenase (ubiquinone) activity; iron-sulfur cluster binding.